AGCUUGCAUUGUCAGUAUCCGCACACAAAGACGGGACUCACUCAGCAGGGGCGGACUGAGCCCCUUUCCGGAAAACUGGACCCUCUUCCUAUAGGCGGGGCUUAGCAGCAGCGACACUAUGUGGACAUUCUUCGACAAACCACAACCAGCAGCAUUUUUUUCAGUUCUCUUGCAAACUGCAGAGGAGCUUUUGGAGAAUAACGGGACAGCUGCAGCAGCAUAAUGAUCCUGGUCAAGUUCACAUGUGCGGUUGUGACCAGACUUUUAUUUAUCCUGGUCUCCCUGAUUGGAGUCUGGAGGGUGACCUGGGUGAAGGCUGACUCUACUUACUGGCUCCUCACUUUCCUCUUUCUGCCUCUGGUCGUUGAAAUGAUCAUCACUUUGAAAAGGAGAAAAGGACAAGAUUAUAAAUGGUUUUCUCCCCCAAUUUUCUUGUUUCUCAUCAGUAUUAUUCCCUCCAUCUGGAUCUUGGAGCUUCACUACCAAGAAAAUCCUGCCGGUGACUCUGAGUGCAAAAGGCUCGACUCUUGGGCAAACGUGCGUGGGGUGAUUACUAUAAAUGAGACGUGGACAAAUCUCACAAACCAAGACUACCUCAAGCAUUUUGACCAGAUUUUCUCAGUGGUCUGUCCCAAUGAAUGGAUCCUGGCUCUCCAUCAGAUCUUGCUCAUCCUCCUCAUAUUGGGAAAGUGGCUUCUCCCUUUGGGGGGCGGAGUCACACGUGACGAACUGUCUCAGCUCCUUCUGAUUUUUGUUGGUACAGCAGCGGACAUCCUCGAAUUUACGAGUGAGACGCUGUCAGAUGUCAAAGGGAACAGCUCUCAGCUGGUCUACAUUGUCUUAGGAGUAUGGACGUGGAGCAUGUUACAGUUCCCACUACAUCUGGCCGUGGUGAACUCCAAACCAGAGGGUGAAGACAAUCAUGCCCUCCAGGAAUUGUCCCUCAUGACUAAACACAGCACGGACAUGUGGUCUGUCUUGGAGGCACUCUUCAUUCAUGAUGGGCCUUUCCUUGCCGUCAGACUGGCCGUCAUGACCUACUUUGACGUCUUCCACCAGAUGCUGAUUUUCUUCGCCAUCAAGAACUUCCUGACGGUCAUACUGAAUUUGUACAGGUUGGCUGUUAUAUGCCAUGACUUCAGGCCAGCCAAGAGUCACAUUGUUGAGGACAUCGGCCUCCCAUGAACAGCUGAACUAUGGAGAUAACUUAAGACAGAGACACGUUACCCUUAAAGCUACAGUGUGUCAGACUUAGGGAUGCUUAUUAGCAGAAAUGGAAUAUAGCUUUAUUAAAGUCUGUUAAUUUGUGCUUAAUUACAUGUAACAACAAUUUCAUGUGUUUUCAUAAGCUUAGAAGGAGCCCUUCAUAUCUAUAUGGGAGCGGGCCCCCUCAUGGACGCCGCCAUGUUCACACAGUGAGUUUGAUAACCCUCACAACAGAAGGCAAGGGAGCAUGAAUCCCCAUCACCAAA
This is a messenger RNA of Thalassophryne amazonica, 1472 nucleotides long. RefSeq names its product transmembrane protein 26-like. The transcript has 6 exons. The coding region runs from base 223 to 1185 and encodes 320 amino acids. Lineage: Eukaryota; Metazoa; Chordata; Actinopteri; Batrachoidiformes; Batrachoididae. The record is from RefSeq and is a predicted model, not a curated record.